This is a messenger RNA of Cucurbitaria berberidis CBS 394.84, 1974 nucleotides long. Its product is annotated as WD40 repeat-like protein. The record is from RefSeq and is a predicted model, not a curated record. Gene Ontology annotation, molecular function: protein binding. The coding region runs from base 1 to 1974 and encodes 657 amino acids. Gene Ontology annotation, cellular component: mRNA cleavage and polyadenylation specificity factor complex. Lineage: Eukaryota; Fungi; Ascomycota; Dothideomycetes; Pleosporales; Cucurbitariaceae. The transcript is spliced from 2 exons.
AUGGAGCGCGAAUACCACCAACGGGACUUUGACGGCCCUCCGCGCCCUCGACCAAAGCGCGCGGUAACCGACUAUGGCGCGACAACGGUACAAUGGAUGCGCAAUCGGCGCCCGCGAUACAAGAACCUCGCCAUGCCCGAGGUCGAAAGGCCAAGUGCCAGCUACAUUGUGGACAUGGAGCCACCCGCAGCGCGACUCGCCAGCGCUGCCGAAUCCAUACCCGCAAAAGCCGUGCACUCUUCUCUCAACAAAGUCAAGCAUCCCAUAAAUGUUGUCAAGUGGACUCCAGAGGGUCGACGGCUGCUCACCGGCUCAACGAGCGGCGAGUUCACGCUAUGGAAUGGCAUGGGCUUCAACUUUGAGACCAUCAUGCAGGCACACGAGGCGGCUAUCCGCGCUGUCGAGUACACAUCGACCGACGAUUGGCUGCUUUCGGCCGACCAGACGGGCGUAGUCAAGUACUGGCAGACAAACUUCAACAAUGUCAAGGAGAUACAGGCGCACACUGAAGCAGUACGAGGCCUCGCUAUAGCCCCGACAGACUCCAAAUUCGUCACAUGCGCCGACGACACCACACUCAAGAUCUGGGACUUUGCGUCGAGCACCGAAGAGUCAACGCUGACUGGACACGGCUGGGAGGUAAAGUCGGUCGAUUGGCACCCUCACAAAGGACUGCUGGUGUCAGGGUCAAAGGAUCACCAAGUCAAGUUUUGGGACCCGCGCACAGGCCGAUGUCUCACCACACUUCAUGGACAUAAGAACCCAAUAUCAAAAACAAUGUUCGAGCCUGUCCAAGGAAACAUGCUAGCCACAUGCGCCCGUGACCACACAGCACGCAUCUUUGAUCUCCGAAUGAUGCGCGACGUUCUCCUGCUUAAGGGGCAUGAGAAGGACAUCAUCACCAUGGCCUGGCAUCCCAUGCAUAAGAACCUACUUUCCACGGGUGGCGUUGAUGGUAGCAUACACCACUACCUCCUCGACGAACAAAACCCACCCGCUGGCGUCCCACCCUCGAUAUCACCGUACGACGCCGCAGACUCGCAAAACGCCCCAGCUCAAACUAUAUACCCCGCCCACAGCAUGCAAUACGCCCACGACUUCACCGUCUGGACGAUGGACUGGCACCCACUCGGCCACAUCCUUGCAUCGGGUUCUAACGACCGCGUCACCCGCUUCUGGACGCGUCCAAGGCCAGGCGACACCAACUACGUCAACGACCGCUAUCACAUUGGCCAAGCAGCUGCCGAAGCACAGGGAACAUACGACCGCGGCCAGGGCAGGCGGCAGAAGAUGGAGGAAGAAGAGCAAGAAGCGGAAGACGAAGCGGAGGGGCUCGUGGACCAGAAGCUGCCGUCGAGGCAUCCCGGUGCCCCAUCUUUCCUGCCACCAGGUCUCUCAUUACCAGGCCUCAACGCUGCACCAGAUGGCACGUCGAGCGCUUUACCUGGUAUCGGCGGUGUACCACAUCCGCCUCUACCUCCACCACCAGCAGGAUUACCGUUCCACCCACAACUAGGUGCAGGUGGCGGACCCCCCAUGCCCUUUUCCGGCAUGGAUCCCUCGCGGCUCGCGCAACUCAUACAGUCAGGCGCUCUACCACCACCUCCUAUCCCCCAGGGCCCUCCGCCUCCAAACGCGAACGGAGCACUGCCUUUCCCGCCACCAAACUUCGCUUUCCCACCGCCAGGCAUGCCCCCUAUGCCCGGGAUGCCAGGAAUGCCCUCUAUACCUGGGAUGCCGCCUUUACCACCCGGUAUGCCUCCCCCUGGCUUCCCUGGGUUUCCCCCACCGCCUGGAGGGAUGACGGGACCGCCGCCGGGUUGGACUCCUCCUCAGCCACAGCAAGUCUUUGGGAAUGAGCAGGGCGGGCCUGUUGGUGGAGCAGGUGGUAUUAGGAAGAGGAUACCACUACCUGACCAACAGGACGCGUUGAAGAUGGAGAUGAAUCAGGGGCGGUAUCGGAAGCCGAGAUAG